Rhagoletis zephyria (snowberry fruit fly) is the source of this 1215-nucleotide messenger RNA. RefSeq names its product putative gustatory receptor 39b. Gene Ontology annotation, cellular component: dendrite; neuronal cell body; membrane. The record is from RefSeq and is a predicted model, not a curated record. Gene Ontology annotation, biological process: male courtship behavior; chemosensory behavior; sensory perception of taste. Lineage: Eukaryota; Metazoa; Arthropoda; Insecta; Diptera; Tephritidae.
AUGGAGCAACAAUUACGCGCUUGGUUACGCUACUCCAUAGUAUUUGGGCUCUAUACGCAGUCAUGCGAAGAACAUACUACCAAUAAAAUCGAAUACUGCUCACCUUCGAGUCCAGCAGCCCGACAAAAUAAGCGACCGGCAUGGUGUGUAAGCAUAAAAAUCAACUGCCAUCAACGCUUAAAAAAUGCUUACCUGUAUGCGCUUCUUCCAUGGAUUUGCGCACUUUACGUGAAUGGCCUGGUCUGGCGUAGACCCAUACCGGGCACUAUGCUCAGCUGGUUGGUGGCCACACUAUUUUUCACUUCUCAAACGCUUUCGACUUUGCUUAUUGCAGCUGAGGGCAUUUGGCGACAGCAGGAGCAUGAGGAGUUUCUACGGCUGCUGCAAGAGAUUGAGCUAUCGCUUAAAUUGCGCCUAAAACAGGAUAUAAAACUCGACUGGUUGGCGCAAUAUGUGCGCUUCCUUUUGAAAUAUCUGCUAUCGAUUUCGUUCAUUUGUUAUGGCUUGUUUAUUUACAACUUUGCGCCAUUGCAAUAUGUCGGCUACUUUUGGAAUUCAAUUUGGUUUGCACUGACAAUGCGUUUUCGCUUACUCCAACUGAUGAUUUAUGUACGUGUACUGCAGCAUUAUAUGGAGUGCCUCUGCGUGAAGGUGCGCCAAGUUGUAGCCUAUCGCACGGCACCGAGUCAACAGCUGAUGGACAUUGACUACGCGAAGCUGCAAUCGCUCGAAUGCCUUCUGGCUAUCAAAGAGAUUUACUCGUUACUUUUCAGGGGGUUUCAAUUGCUCAUAAACUUUGCAGGUUGGUCGCUAUUCAGCAUUAUAACUAGUUACAUGUUGGACUACGGUUGCACACUCUAUUGGGCAAUGCUCAGCUGGGAAGGCUACCUGGAACGUCGCAACUACUAUAUCGCCUGCUUUUGGUGGCUUUUGCCUAUGACAGCAAUUAUUUGGCAUCUUUGCUCGUGGUGCGAUAAUUGCAUUAAGCUGGAUCGCUCUCUGGCAGCGCUAAUGACCAAAAUAAUCAUUAGUCGUUUUUCGAAGUCAUUGCGCUCGUAUCGUCUCUUAGUUCAUCAAUUCUCGACACAACUACAGCUGCAACGCAUUGAAGUAACAGCUACGAAUUUUUUCACGCUGGACUUGCGCUUGAUCAUGUCGAUCGGCAUAGCUAUAGCUACCUAUUUGGUAAUAGUAAUUCAAUUCUUGAGUAUAUAA